This is a messenger RNA of Lotus japonicus, 1457 nucleotides long. RefSeq lists its product as uncharacterized. The record is from RefSeq and is a predicted model, not a curated record. The transcript is spliced from 3 exons. The coding region runs from base 95 to 1321 and encodes 408 amino acids. NCBI's taxonomy places the organism in Eukaryota, Viridiplantae, Streptophyta, Magnoliopsida, Fabales, Fabaceae.
GAACAGUAAGGGUGACCUGGCCACAUCAUGGAAUGCGUCGCAUAGUUUGACCACCAAUCGCCACACUGAGAUAGUAGCAUCGUUUGAGCGCAGUAUGAAUAAAAUUGAUCACCUUUUCAAGACCCCUUUCUACACAAAUAUUAGGGGAUUUGUGUCAAUCAAAUGCCUGAAACUCAUUGAUGCUGAACUGACAAGAAUGCGAGCCUGCGGCGGCAGAUGCGAUUGCUUAUUGAGAGAGACUCAUGGACUACCUUGCGGUUGUCAACUUGCAGAUUAUGAGAGGAUUCCGUACGAGGCCAUUCAUCCAUUCUGGAAGAGCCUAAGUUGGGAGCAUGUACCUGUUGCAGAUACUGGCAGCUCAGAUAUUUGCGGACUAAACCAUGGAGAGAUGCACCCAGAAGUUGAGGCACUGACACGUUAUUUCCAUUCUUUGGAUACUGGAGGGCAGAGUAUGGUAAGGAGGAAGCUUCAAGCGAUAUAUUGUCCUGAAAGGAGUACACUAUGUACUCCUGAGCUUCGGAUAAAGUCCAACCGCACUCCUAAGUUGAAAGAGAGCAAACAACCCAAGGGUCGAGCAAUAGGAUCAUUGACUCGUGAUCCUUCAGCGUUUGAACUUACAGACAAGAAGAUUAAAGAGGAAAAGAAGUCUUCACAACCAGCAAAGAGGAAGAAGCGUGUGAAGAAGUCUGAUACAAGCCAUUUCAUGUGUAACUUUCCAGUCUUUCUCCAUCCAUAUAUUGGCACAAUUACAGAUGUUGAGGAUGAUGGUAACUGUGGCUAUAGAUCCAUUGCUGCAUUAAUGGGGCAUUCCGCCGGUCAGGACGGUUGGCCUUGGGUUAGGGCUACAUUGAUACAAGAACUUGAGACCAAUGUGGUAAUGUAUAAUAGGAUGUGGGGCACAGAUGUUGUUUAUGGCUUACAUAAUCGUCUCACUCUUCCUAUUGGUGACCCGGCCACCCCUGACAAAUGGUUUCAACUGCCAGAGAUGGGAUACCUUGUUGCCACAAAGUACCAAUUGGUUCUCGUAUCCUUAUCCUCUAUGGGUUGUAACACAUACUUUCCACUGAUAGGAGCCGGCCCACGAGAUGAGCAUUCUGUUAUAGCUAUUGGACAUGUGAUAAAUCACUGGGUACAGCUCCAAUUAACUCCUGGACAUCCUAUGCCGACUAUUGCUCCCCAGUGGGAAUGGCACAGUGAUCUUGCCUCCAAAUACUGGCGCAACCUAUAUGGUCCAUGUUUAGGCAUGUAUGAUGCACAAUUCCAAGCUUGGCUUGGUGCUUUUAGUGGUCAUGCGGACUAUGUGGACAUCACCACAGAUUGAAUGUUCUUGUAUUGUGUAAUAUUAAUUUGUAAACUCUCUGUAAUUUGGUAGAAUGUGGCCCUUAUCACAGGUUGUUGUUAAUGAUGAAAAUCUAGACAUCAUCGUAGAUUGGCAGGUUCAUGCGUGUACUUUUGGU